Ctenopharyngodon idella (grass carp) is the source of this 5965-nucleotide messenger RNA. It is a transcript of the gene cyp21a2, whose product is annotated as steroid 21-hydroxylase. NCBI's taxonomy places the organism in Eukaryota, Metazoa, Chordata, Actinopteri, Cypriniformes, Xenocyprididae. Gene Ontology annotation, molecular function: iron ion binding; heme binding; steroid 17-alpha-monooxygenase activity. The record is from RefSeq and is a predicted model, not a curated record. The transcript is spliced from 14 exons. Gene Ontology annotation, biological process: progesterone metabolic process; hormone biosynthetic process. The coding region runs from base 608 to 2104 and encodes 498 amino acids.
AAACUGCCAGUUGAAGCAGACUCGUUUAACAGUAACUCCAUUCCUGUGCAGGGCUGAAGGCUUAGAUUGUGGUUUGGCUAUAGACUAGAUUCCGCCAUACCUGACACUAUACUUCUUUGAUUGGUUUUUCAGGGUGGUAACUGUAUUUCACUAUAUUCCUGAGCUUAUGCUGAAUCACUGCUUUAUUUGCAAUGAAUGGGGCCUUUCCAUCCAACGCCUUGCGGCAAUAUAUCAGCAUGGAGCUCGGCAGUAAAGGUUAUACAAUAGCAUGCACAGUAACUUAGUGUUAGAGUCCACUAUUUAUAUGUAGGCUACUUUCUUUCUUUUUUUUUUUGACUAAAAAGAAACUUUGUUGGUCAUAAAGCCAAUGGGAACUUGGUGUCCUGUAAUAUCAUUAAUCAAAUCGUAAUGUUAGAGGUUCAUUCUUCUUGCUCUGAGAGUAACAUUGAGAUAAAGGUCAAGAUAAUAUUUACGUAUCCUUGAUGAGAGGAUACAUUGAGAAACAACACUCAAUCACGUGGAUUGGAGCAGGGUUAGAGGAAGAUAAUAAAAGGGGGAGAGUAAAAGAAAAGCUUUCAGAAAAUUUUUAGACUCAAUAAAGAACAGCAUGUGUAUCUCAGCGGUGAGUGUGGUGCUGUUACUGUUCAUUUUGUGGAUGCUUGUGGUCCAACUCUGGAGACAGACUAACAGGAAAAGUGAUGGAGAUGCCAAAGCAAGCAACAAACCUGAAGCUGCUGUGCCCAAACUCCUGCACUCCCUCUCUAAGCGCUUCCUUAGUCCUCUUUCUCCUGCUCUUCCUGGUCCAUUCUCUCUCCCUUUGCUGGGCAACAUGCUGGAUCUCGCAAAAGAUCAUCUGCCCAUCCACUUGACUGCACUGGCGCAUCGCUAUGGAAAUAUCUAUCAGCUCAACUGUGGCAGCACAACCAUGGUGAUAUUAAACAAUAGUGAGAUCAUCCGUGAGACUCUGAUUAAAAAAUGGUCUGAUUUUGCUGGGAGGCCUCAUUCAUAUACAGCUGAUAUAGUGUCAGGUGGUGGGCGAACCAUUUCUCUGGGUGAUUUCAGUGAGGAAUGGAAGGCUCACAGGCGUGUGGCACAUAAUGCUCUGCAGCGCUGCACGACUGAUUCCCUGCACUCUGUCAUAGAAAAGCAAGCACACCAUCUCUGUCAGGUGUUGCGGGACUACAAAGGAAAAGCAGUGGAUUUAUCUGAAGAUUUUACUGUGGCCGCGAGUAACGUCAUCACAACACUAACCUUUGGCAAAACUUAUGAUAAGAGUUCAGAAGAGCUGCAGAAGCUGCAGGACUGUCUGAAUAAGAUUGUGUCUCUUUGGGGUUCACCGUGGAUCUCAGCGCUGGACUCCUUCCCUCUGCUCAGGAAAUUACCCAACCCCCCAUUCUCUCGUCUCAUGAAGGAGGUAGCUAGACGUGAUGAACUGAUAGGGAAACACAUAGAGGAGUUUAAGAGAAGUGACCAUAAAGAAGGCAACACACUGACUUCUUCACUUCUGCAGUGCCUUGAACCACCACAAGGGGCAGCCAAUCAAAUGACUCUGACAGACACUCAUGUGCACAUGACUACAGUGGAUCUGCUGAUUGGAGGGACAGAAACUACUGCGGCCUUGCUCAACUGGACUGUGGCCUUCCUUUUACACAGGCCUGAGGUUCAGAAUAAAGUGUACGAGGAGCUGUGUGGUGUGCUAGAUGUGCGGUACCCUCAGUACAGCGACCGACACAGACUGCCGUAUCUGUGUGCGCUGAUCAAUGAGAUGUUGAGACUACGGCCUGUAGCUCCCCUCGCCGUGCCUCACAGAGCCAUACGAAACAGCAGUAUUGCAGGCCAUUUCAUCCCCAAGAAUACAAUAAUCAUUCCUAAUCUGUAUGGUGCCCACCAUGAUCCAGACGUUUGGAAUGACCCAUACAGCUUCAAACCAGUGAAUCUGAUUUAUUUCAGAACGAUUUUUGGAAGGUGGUGGCGGGUCCCUUCGUGCCCUGAUUCCUUUUGGAGGGGGGGCACGACUGUGUCUGGGAGAGGCAGUAGCCAAAAUGGAAAUGUUUCUCUUCACGGCUUAUCUGCUGCGAGACUUUCAGUUCCUGCCUGCCAGUAAAGAGGAGCCUCUGCCUGACCUGCGAGGCGUUGCCAGUGUGGUUCUUAAAGUCAAACCAUACACAGUUAUAGCACACCCAAGAGAACAGUAACUGAUUAUGAAUAGAGUGCCUCAGGAUUGAGUUACCCAGAAACGAGUUAGCAUUUUUGAACUUCCAGUUUAAUCAUCCCAAUGUCAAGGUUUUUUUUUGUUGUUGUUUUUUUGCAUGGGUUAACAGAAGCUCAAGAUAUUUUAUUUUUUAAUUCUACAAUAUAAAACACAUCAGUAAUAACCCACUCAUGAUUUUUUUAAGCUUUUACAAGUGACCGAAUGGGACUACAGAGGUUGUCAGAUAUUAAACGCCAUCAUGCCGAACAAGAAUAAUUGUCUACUCACUAUUCAGCUUUUACAGCCUUCUUGAGUUGUGAUCUUUAUUAACCUAUUCUAACUCCAACUUGUAGAUUUUACACAAAGAGUUGUUGGAAGCUUAGUGAUGGUGACACUGAAGUCACCAUGGUGUAGACCAUUUGUUUAUAAUCUAAAGUCUAGGCUUCAAAAUUCAUAAAAUAUGUGUUCAUAUGUAAUAUUAUCUUGGUGAACAAUACGUGUAAGAAUCAUAAACUUUUGUUGGUUACAGAGCUUAUUUUUUGCAAUUAUCCAAAAGUCAAUGGAAAAAUGUUGAGGGAAUCAGGGUGAUGCUAACUUAAGGGACGGCCUACAGAAAUGCAUCAUCUGCAGCACUCUAGCUGGAAACAUUUUUCUUGUCAUAAACAUAGAGAGUAAUGUGAUUUAGGGCUUCUUUGGGUACUUUUGAGCAACAGCUUACUGUUUAACUAGAAACCUAUGUGUCACAAUAAAUCAAAUUCUGGUUAAAUUGCGCUAUAAAUAUAUCACUGUAAAGAAUUCUAAUAAAGCUGAAGUAAAGCAUUAAAAUGGAUGGCUAAAUGCACAAUGUCUAAGUAGUUUUAAGUCAAAACUUUUAUUACAUUUAAAUUGAUUAAAUGCUAACAUAUUUCAAUAAUUUAUGUUAUAAAAUAUUUGAUCAUUUACAUCAUAAGCACCCUGUAGAUCUAUUUCUUCUAUGUAUUUUCUACAAUUUUUUGCUAUAUCAUUUAACAAGGCAGUCCAUUGUCGACUAAGCUUUUUUUUUUUUUUGUCGACUUUUUUUUGUUUGUUUGUUUGUUUUUGAUUGUCUGUAAACAUGGUGAUCAGUCUAAAGUAAUAAUAACUUAAAGGAACACUCCACUUUUUUUGAAAAUAGGCUCAUUUUCCAACUCCCCUAGAGUUAAACAGUUGAGUUUUACCGUUUUCGAAUCCAUUCAGCCGAUCUCCGGGUCUGGCGGUACCACUUUUAGCAUAGCUUAGCAUAGUUCAUUGAAUCUAAUUAGACCAUUAGCAUCUCGUUAAAAAAUGACCAAAGAGUUUCAAUAUUUUUAAAACUUGACUCUUCUGUAGUUACAUCGUGUACUAAGACCGACGGAAAAUGAAAAGUUGUGAUUUUCUCGGCUGAUAUGGCUAGGAACUAUACUCUCAUUCCAGCGUAAUAAUCAAGGAACUUUAAAAGUGGUACCGCCAGACCCGGAGAUCGGCUGAAUGGAUUCGAAAACGGUAAAACUCAACUGUUUAACUCUAGGGGAGUUGGAAAAUGAGCCUAUUUUCAAAAAAAAGUGGAGUGUUCCUUUAAGAUGUUUGAGUUUAACUGGGGAAUUGUGCAUUAAAGAUACUGAUUAUUAUAAAUUUCUUGAAUUCUUAAAGGUACACUCUAUAUUUUUAUGUUGCAGAGAUAUCUAGCGGCAUAGAUGCAGCAUCACACACACACAUAGACAUAAUGGUUUUUAUAUUGUACAAACUGUAUAUUCUAUUACCCCUACACUACCUCUAAACCUACCCAUCACAGGAAACUUUCUGCAUUUUUUGAAUUUUUGAAAAACCCCAUUUAGUAUGUUUUUUAAGCCAUUUGGUUUAUGAGGACACUUCAUUUUUACGUUGUAAUACCCAUGUCAUUAUACACAUUUGUGUCCUCAUAACCCAUGUAUACAAGAGCACAUACACACACACCAUGAUUUUAUGUAUUCCAUGAGAAACACUGUUGGAUAACAGUGCGGUAACCGAAAUGGUGCUGUUCCUCUCUCAUCCACUAGAGGGAAGAACACACACUCUACCCGCUAAGCGCAGAACUGCACACACUUCCUGUGCUUGCUCCGGUUGUUGAUAAACAGCGAGCACAUGCUGAACGCAAUCUUUGUCAUUUUACCUCAGAAAAGUAUGACAACUACUUUCAUUUAAAUCUUAAUUCAGUAGCUUGAAGUUUUGCAAUUUGCCAUGUCUCUGUAAAUACACGCUGAACAAUGAAAGACCUCAUUUACUGCUCAGGUAGGGCGUGACAGUCCUAUUCGCUACAGUACAAUUUCCAGCUGUUAGGCACUGAUGGAUUUUAUAAAAGAGUUUACCACAGCCAUUACAUUUAUGAUUUUGUCUGUCUCAUCACUUCAUGCUGCAUAUCAGCUAUUCAAGGAUCACAGAGCUUCGUCAGUGGGCUUUCUUCUGAUUGGCUGCUCCUCUGUCCUUUCAUUCUUUUCUCCCAGUAACCAAAUUAUCAUGUCACUCCAGAACGAUCUAGAAUGGGCAGGUGAAUCACUUGGACCUGCGCUUUCUACUUUUGACUUCCUGUGGCUUAGUGAUGACCACAUCACAGCCCGUAUCCUCCUGAUUGGCUCCACUUUUUUCGUAAUACUUUCUGAUUGGCUAUCUCCAGAUGGGUUGGUCAUAAUGUCACGCUGCCUGGCCUUUUCUACCCUUUCCUGUUCGCUGACAGUGUGUGCAUUUGCUGAAAAUGCAGCAGGGGCAGUAGGGAGUGUUGCCCUCAGUCUCCCUUUAUUAGUUUCCCCAAGAAGCCGAUCUGGAUCUUUGGGUUCCCUCAUGUUGCCUACAGAAGGACUCCUCAGCUGGAUCCUUAAAGUCAUCAUGGCUUUAGGAUGCUGGACCACCAGGAAGGCCCUUAAUAAAUACCUGCUUGAUUUGAAAGGCUGGGACUGACUUAGGCAGCAAGUAAUGUUUUCCAAAGAUAACAGAGAACCACAAAUUCUACAUUUUUACUCCCAGAUUACUAGCAGGCAUAUGUACUGUGUUUUACUGUUACAUGUAAAGGCCUUCUAUCUUAAUAAGCUAACAUUAUGGUGUAUUAUACAACAGAAACUGGAGUUUGUUUACAUCUAAUCAUAUAAUAGAGUUUGCUUAUAACAUAUUAAAUCCAUUACAGUGACAUUGAGGGAUUUUAAAAUCCCUAAGUGAUGAAUAAAUUGUUUAGCAUCAUCAACAAUGUAGUCCUUUGUAAAGAAAGAAUGGGACUCUGUUUAAGUCAGUGUUGCCAUGUCCACUUAUUAUAAGCAGCUUUGGUAAAUGUGUGUGUGAUAAAUCUACUCAUUACAUAUAUAUAUAUAUAUAUAUAUCUACUCAUAUAUAUAUUCAAAACUUUUUAUUUUUGUAAAAUGAUAUAAUUAUUGAAAAUGUUUUCUGAAUGUCAAAAUUGCAACAUAACUUUAUUUAAUGUGUGUUUUAUACAGGUUUAUAGUAAAAUAAGGCAGUGAACAAAAAACCAAAGUAGGUUGUUUUGGUGAUGAUAGUUGCUUAUUUUGGGAUUGUUUUCAUCACUCAUUUGUUUAGCAAGAUAUGGCAACACUAGUUUAAAUGUACAUCGUAUUACUUGUAUGUACUGAGGACAUGUUGAUUCAAACAAUGAAGCACAGAUGAUAUAUAUAUAUAUAUAUAUAUAUAUAUAUGUAUAUAUAUUCAUACAAGUGCAUCUCAAUAAAUUAUCAUUUAUUUCAGUAAUUCAACUCAAAUUGUGGAACUCGUGUAUUAAAUAAAUUCAAUGCACACAGA